Messenger RNA from Cryptomeria japonica (Japanese cedar), 1740 nucleotides. RefSeq lists its product as uncharacterized. NCBI's taxonomy places the organism in Eukaryota, Viridiplantae, Streptophyta, Pinopsida, Cupressales, Cupressaceae. The transcript is spliced from 2 exons. The coding region runs from base 105 to 1016 and encodes 303 amino acids. The record is from RefSeq and is a predicted model, not a curated record.
CAGACGCACACCAAAGAAGAGAAGAAUAGCUCUAUAUAUAUCCUUUCGCAUAAUUCCAGGCCGUUGCAAUUUCGAAAGCAGGCGAAUAGAACAGCUGAGAGAAAAUGGAUGGAAUAAAGUCUGAACAGAAAAGCACUAUGUGGAGUAGAUUGCUCCGAGGAGAACAAAACGAUGACGAAGUUGAUCAGCUACUCGCUCAAUUUCACGACGAGAACGCGUUACAUCUCAAUUUAAAUUCUCACAUUACUAAAACUCCUCUAGAUUUACAUGCUGAUAAAAACUUUGUGAGUGUGGAUCACGCGGGCCUUGACAAAGAAUUGGCGAUGCGAUACGCACAACUCAAAGCUCCUCCUCCUCCUUCCUCAAAGAAGGAAACUAGCGGCUUAUCGAAAAAUGAUAAUAAUGCCCCUUCCGCAAGAAAUGAAAUCAGUCGAAAUGAUGAUUUAAAUAAGGAAGGAAGAAAGAGUAGUGGGUUAGAGAAAGGUUCCGAUUUGGCCUUGGACGGGAAGGAUUUUAAAGAUCAUGAUUCGAAGGCCAGGAUAUUGGUGGAUGAAGAAGAGGAGAGGAUUUUAGGGCUACAACUUGCUGCGAGGUUUGCGGCGCUGAAAACUACAUCUCCUUCUGGAAUGGGUAAAGGCCAGGGUUUGACCGAGGUGUGUAGUGCUCGGGGAUUGGAUUCACAGGAAGAUAAAAGUGAAGUUUUAGGCUCCCGAGUGCAGAAGGAGGAGGUGUGUUCUGAGGCGGAACACGUACAGCGACUGUUGGCGUCCGUUCAGGAUUCCAUUAAGUUGGAGAAGAGCAGGGUUUCAGGCAUCUUAAAGGAUGAUGAUGAUAAUGAAGGAGAGGAUGACGAGGAUGAAGAAAUUUCAGACUCUGAGGUGGACAAGGUUGUGGAGUGGGUAAAAGAUGCAGCUCGUCUUGGGCUUUUAGAUAGUGAAGAAGAAGAUGAUAUUGAAGAAGAUAGAGGUGAUGGAAGCCAGGAAGAAAGUGUGGGAAGAAGAAGUGCCAGUAAAUAAGUAAUAAUUAGAGAAUUGAUGGCCAUGUUUAAGUAUCUCAUCUUGUUUUACGUUUGGGCAUUUUCUUUUCUUGGUACUGCCUUUAUUGCGAUGUGGGGUAAAUGUAGUCAUAUUCUUAAGAUUUUAAGCCUCGUUCACACACAGGUGUACUCCAUGCUUAUUCAUAACAACAUUCUAGGCCAUGCUUAUUCAUAACAACAUUCUAGGUUAUGGCCACCAGAUUGCAUUGCAUUUUGGUAUUUUAGUUUGAUUCAUGGAAAUCCUUUUAAAAGGCAGGAUUAAUUACAAAUCUAUCUUUAUACUUGUCUAGGAUUGUAGCCCUGCUUCUUUCUUGUAUGUAGCUGUAAUAUCAGUGCCCUAUUAUUGUAAAGGGUUACUGUAAUUUAGCCAUCAUAUUUGGAACUAGUUAGUUCUAUAAUAUAUGGGCCUGUUAGGUCAUAUUUUUAAAGGUUAGGGAUGUUCAUACUUUCAGUUUCAAUGCUUGGGAUUUAACCUAUUUUUUAUUGGUAUGAGACUUAAGAGACCUGCUAUGGAGCUAUGCUGUAGCUAGUUCUGUUGGGCUUGAAUUAGGUUUUAGUUUUGUCUAUCCAGGCUCUUGCGUUAUCUGGGUUUUAAAAAGAAUCCUUACACAGCUUAAUAUUGUUUGUAAAUAUAGCUCUCAAUUGAGAUGUAACAAUGCUCAAGAGAAAAACGAGAUAAAAGAUUUACUACUAUCAGCUUUGUA